UAUUAGUAGUUCCAAAUCUAAAAGCUAUCUUCUCUUUAAAAGCUCGUCUUCUUCCUUAUAUACUAAAGAGCAUAUAGCAGCAAGCACCAUUCAUCACCACCAUGUUCCGACCUCUCAAGGUCUACUUCCUGCCUUUCUUGGCUCAAGGCCACAUGAUCCCUUUCUGCCAAUUUGCUAGGCUCUUCGCUGCACGUGGCUUGCAUGUGACCAUCAUCACCACCCCUGUCAAUACCCGGUUCCUUGAAAGCUCCGUAGAAGAAGACAAGGCCCUGGGCCACCAUAUCCACAUUCACACCAUCAGAUUUCCGUCCGAGGAAGUCGGUCUCCCUGUCGGCAUCGAGAACUUCUUCAACGUCACUGAUGCUCACACUGCUGAUCAAUUUUACGAGGCUGCUGGUUUGCUCCGAAAUCAAGUUGAACCUUUCAUGGAGCGAAACCCGCCGGAUUGCAUUGUUUCGGAUUUUAUAUACCCAUGGACUGCCCCGAUAGCAACCCGUUUGGGAAUCCCCAGGAUUGUGUUCAACUCCUUUUGUCUUUUUGCAGUGUGCAUGAUAAAUGCAUACAAGAGACAAUCACAGUCCCAACCAGAAUUAUCUCAUGAUCAUGAUCAUUCGGGUGGUCCGUUUGUGGUUUCGGGUCUUCCUGAACCGAUCACCCUCACGAUUCGACCACCGAGGCUGAUUUCUGGACAACUCGAAAGCCUGAUGGAGGCUGAUCAGCAGAAUAGCUAUGGGCUUAUUGUGAACAGCUUCAAUGAGAUGGACGGUCAAGAUUACAUUAAAUAUUACCAGAAAAUCACCGAUCUCAAGGUUUGGCACAUUGGUCCUGCUUCUCUCACGUUACGAAACACUAAACCACAAAAGAAUCAUCAUGACCAAACAAGCAAGGAGCAUGAAUACAUAAGAUCAUGGCUUGACUCCAAGGAUUACAAUUCUGUAGUUUACGUAAGCUUUGGCAGUCUGUGUCGUUUCGAGGACCCUCAACUGUUGGAAAUAGCGUGUGCGAUGGAAUCUUCUGGUCAUUCCUUCAUCUGGGUGGUGCAUAGAGAAUCCAAAAAGAAGAACCCAAGAGAUGAGAAAGAUGAAAAGGAACUGUGGUUGCCAGAAGGGUUUGAAGAGAGAAUGAAGAAGUACAGCAGAGGGCUGAUCCUGAUGAAAUGGGCCCCGCAGGAGUUGAUACUGAAUCAUCCGGCCACCGGCGGGUUUCUGACGCACUGUGGGUGGACGUCAGUAACGGAGGCCGUCAGCGCUGGGGUUCCGAUGAUGACGUGGCCGGUGUUCAUUGAGCAGUUUUACAAUGAGAAGUUGAUAACGCAGGUGCACGGGUUUGGACUGGAGGUGGGUGCAGAGGAGUGGAACUCUAGCCCCUGUGAGAGAAUGAAGAAGGUAGUGAGUAGGGUGAAGAUAGAGAAUGCUGUGAGGAGGUUGAUGAACGGUGGAGAUGAAGCUGAGAAGGUCAGAAACAAAGCCAUAGAAAUGAAAGACAAAGCUCGAAAAGCUGUGGAAGAAAAUGGGUCUUCACAGAGGAAUUUGACAGCCUUGAUUGAAGAUCUGAAGCUUACUGCAAUGAAUCGGGCUGCUUCAAAACACCAGACAUAGACGCUGAGUGAUUGCUUAAGCUUCAAGACUCAAGAGCACGUGCAUAAUUAUUCUGCUUCCUUUGUUUUUGGAUUAUUUCGGCCUGAACAAUUUACCUGGAAGACACCCUUAAUUAAUAUGUAUGUUUUUUGUUUUGCUGAAUAAGUCAAGGGGUGGGUCAUAUUUCGUGCUUUUCUUCCAGCUGUUAUAUAUUGGUAUUUGCGGGGUUUCUUAGGGAUUUGCUUUUCUAAUGGUGUCAUUGUAUUUGCCCAUUUAUAUUGAACCCAUUACUUUGAUUUUCUUUCC
Molecule: messenger RNA, 1883 nt
Organism: Prosopis cineraria
Lineage: Eukaryota; Viridiplantae; Streptophyta; Magnoliopsida; Fabales; Fabaceae
Product: probable UDP-glucosyl transferase 73B6
Exons: 1
Coding region: 102-1598 (498 amino acids)
Molecular function (GO): UDP-glycosyltransferase activity
Source: RefSeq, a predicted model, not a curated record